Molecule: messenger RNA, 1729 nt
Organism: Rhododendron vialii
Lineage: Eukaryota; Viridiplantae; Streptophyta; Magnoliopsida; Ericales; Ericaceae
Product: (-)-germacrene D synthase-like
Exons: 7
Coding region: 50-1729 (559 amino acids)
Biological process (GO): diterpenoid biosynthetic process
Molecular function (GO): magnesium ion binding; terpene synthase activity
Source: RefSeq, a predicted model, not a curated record
UUUUGUUUAGUCCCUCUUCUCUUACCGUUCAUUGCCUCCCACUAGAAAAAUGGAAAUAAACUCUACUCCAACUCUUACAUUUACCCCUAGCAAAUUACCCAAGGUCACUCCACGUCGCUCUGGAAAUUUUCAUCCUAGUGUUUGGGGAGAUUAUUUUCUUUCAUACGCUUCUGUCGUCACGGAAGCGGAUGUUAAAACGGACCAAAGAAUUGAGCAACUCAAAGAAAAGGUGAGACAAAUGAUCGCGGCGAGAGCUGAUAAACCUUCACAGAAGCUGAACUUGAUUGAUGCAAUUCAACGCCUAGGUGCGGCCUACCAUUUUGACAUCGAGAUUGGGACUGCAUUACAGGAUAUCUAUGAAACCUAUCAUGUAGUGGCCAACGAUGAAGAUCUGUACACAGUGGCUCUCUCAUUUCGACUGCUUAGACAACAUGGACAUCAUGUCUCUUGUGAUGUGUUUAACAAAUUCAAGGACAAUAAAGGAAAAUUUCAAGAAUAUGUAAUUGGUGAUGUGCGAGGAAUGGUAAGCUUGUACGAAGCUACACAUUUGAGGGUUCACGGAGAAGAUAUAUUGGACGAAGCAUUGGAUUUUACGACCAGACACCUCAAAUCUGUGGUACCCAACUUAAACAAUGGUAUUGCAGCACAAGUAGUUCAUGCUCUAAAUCAGCCCAUCCACAAGGGCCUGACAAGACUCGAGGCACGACAUUACAUCCCCUUCUAUGAACAAGAGGAUUCCCACAACAAAGCUCUGUUGGAUUUUGCGAGAUUGGAUUUCAACCGCUUGCAAAAGUUGCAUCAGAAGGAGCUAAGUGAAAUAACAAGGUGGUGGAAGGAUUUGGACUUUGCCAGAAAGCUACCGUUUGCAAGAGACAGAGUGGUGGAAUGCUACUUUUGGAUACUGGGAGUGUAUUUUGAGCCCCAAUAUUUUCUUGGUAGGAGGAUUCUAACAAAAGUGAUUGCCUUGGCUUCAAUUAUGGAUGACAUUUAUGAUGUCUAUGGUACCUUAGAAGAACUUGUACUCUUCACUGAUGCAAUUGAAAGGUUGGAAAAGAGUGCCUUGGAUCAACUGCCAGAGUACAUGAAAUUGUGUUAUCAAGCACUAUUGGAUGCUUACAACAUGAUUGAUGAAGAAAUGGCCAAGGAAGGAAGAUCAUAUCGUGUCAAUUACGCAAAAUCUGCAAUGAAGAAUUUAAUUAGAGCACACUUUGAGGAAGCCAAAUGGUGUCACGAAGGCUAUAUUCCGACUAUAGAAGAGUACAUGAGAGUUGCGCUUGUAACCGGUGCUUACAAAAUGCUUACAACAACUUCCCUUGUUGGCAUGGGGGAUUUGGUGACCAAAGAGAGUUUCAAAUGGGUGUCAAGUGAUCCCUUAAUUCUUGAAGCUGCAUCCGUGAUUUGCAGACUCAUGGAUGAUAUGGCUGGCCACAGCCAUGAGCAAGAGAGAGGCCAUGUAGCCUCGGCAGUUGAAUGCUACAUGAAACAACAUGGUGUCACAGAAGAAGAGGUUUAUGUUGAAUUUCAAGAAAGAGUUGCAAAUGCAUGGAAAGACAUGAACGCAGAGUGCCUCCGCCCGACCGCGGUCCCAGUGCCUCUCCUCACCCGAGUUCUCAAUCUUGCACGAGUGAUCAAUCUUAUAUACACAGGUGGAGAUGGGUACACUCAUUCCGGAAAAAAGCUGAAGCAGUGCGUAACGUCAGUGCUCAUCGAUUCCAUUCCGAUCAAUUAG